This is a messenger RNA of Nicrophorus vespilloides, 3458 nucleotides long. RefSeq lists its product as uncharacterized. Gene Ontology annotation, cellular component: membrane. Gene Ontology annotation, biological process: transmembrane transport. Gene Ontology annotation, molecular function: transmembrane transporter activity. The transcript is spliced from 17 exons. Bases 207 to 3383 code for a protein of 1058 amino acids. The record is from RefSeq and is a predicted model, not a curated record. NCBI's taxonomy places the organism in Eukaryota, Metazoa, Arthropoda, Insecta, Coleoptera, Silphidae.
UUUGUAAAAAAAGGAAACAAAAAUAGCUACCCGAUUCAAGAAAAAUUAAACAAAAAUAGCGUUUCCAGGGCUACAAAAGUUCCGUCAAGUUAUCUGUCGCGUGAAAGCGAAGAAACGCAUCAAGAUUUAUAAAAAAUUAAAUGUUCUGAAUUUGGAACUGUAUGCAAUCAGGGGUUUCGCAAUAAAUUAAAAUUGAUCGGUGAAAGAUGGAUUUCGAUGAUAUCCUGGCUGGUCUGCAGAAGACGGGUAUGGAUCGAUUUCAGAUAUCAACAUAUUUCUUGGUUUGUUUGCCACUGUUUCUGUCUGCUCAAAACGCCCUCGUCUACAUCUGGACAUCCAGGUCACCGGACUACAGAUGCUUUGUGCCGCAAUGCGAGAAGGAUAAUCAUACAAAGUUCGAUUCCGAGUUUACGCGAUUCGCAAUCCCCAACAAGAAUAGCGAUCUCAGUGCGUACGCUCCGUUCGAGUGCAGGACGUUCAAGUACAAGGGCGAUGGUCAGUCGUGCACGAAGAACGAUUUUACCACCGAACAAGUGGGGACUGACUGCGACAAAUACGUAUUCAACGACGAGGUCAGCCUGGUGCAGGAGUACGAACUGUACUGUCCGAAGAACGCUCACUUUUUAUCGUUAAUUGGAAAUUCGCAUUUCCUGGGUAUACUCUGCGGUACCAUCACUUUCGGCUUCCUCUCCGACAGGUACGGCAGGAAAUAUACAUUCAUCGCGUCCAUCGUCUUCAUGGGUAUCGGCGGGUGCACACUGGCUUGCAUGUCCACAUACUCAGGAUUCAUGAUUAUCUCGUACAUUCAUGCACUCGGCGUAUCCGGAGUCUAUCCGCUUGGAUUCGUUUUAGCGGUCGAGAUGGUCGGCCCGACAAAACGGGAAUUGGCCGGAAUGGUGCUCAAUAUGUUUACUUCGUUCGGUGGUGGUAAUCUUGGUGCUCUCGCCUGGGUAACGAGACAUUGGAUUUGGUAUCAGUUGGCCAUCGCCGUACCGUGUCUCCUCUUCCUUCCAUACGCCUGUCUUAUACCCGAAUCGGUGCGUUGGUUGAUCGCCAAGAAGAAGUUCCGGCAGGCGAAGGAGGUGCUCUACAAGAUGGCCAAAGCUAACGGCAUGGAGGUAACCAAGGAGAUGGAAGACAGUCUAAAGGACACCGGGAAAGACGAGAAGAGUCCGGACAUUUGGCCGAUGAUGAAGGGUACCCUCAAGUCCAGGAAGCUGCUGAUAAGACUACUAAUCGUGUUCUUCAUUUGGUUCGCCAAUGUCUUCAUCUACUACGGAUUGGCCUACGUGUCCACGUACGUGUUGGGCGGUAAAUACUUGAACUUCAUCAUGGCUUUCGUCGUCGAGAUACCUAGCUACUCUUUGGCCUGGUUUUCGCUCAAGAAGCUCGGCAGGAAGAUUUCGACGAUCGCCUCGCUGAUCCUCUGCGUGGUGUUUACCGUAAUUAGCAUUUGCAUACCGGACUCACUGGCUUGGUUGUCCACGACGAUGUUCCUGUUGUCCAAGGUCUUCAUUACCGCUUGCUUCGGUAUCAUUUACGUUUACAACUCAGAGCUCUUCCCUACCUUGAUCAGAGGAGCCUGCGUCUCAACCGGAUCCACGAUCGGAAGAUUUGGCGCCCUAUUUGCACCCCUCGCCCAAUACCUGGCCAGUUACACGGGUAAGAGUUGGUUACCGAUGGUGGUCUUCGCAGCCGUCGCCGGAGUCGCUGCCGUUUUGACCUUUUUCCUUCCGGAAACAGUCAAUAAGAAAUUACCGCAGACCAUCGAGGAAGCGGAAUCCAUGUUAGAGUUAACGUUUAGUAAUAUGGAUUUCGAUGAUAUGCUUGGACAUCUGCAGAAGGGUAGCAUGGACACCUUUCAGAUUACCACCUACAUAUUGGUCUGUCUACCAAUAAUCCUAUCAGGCGCCAAUGGUCUAGUCUACAUUUGGACUAGCGGAUCUCCGACCUACAGAUGCUUUGUGCCGGGAUGCGACGAUGAGAAGCACCCUCAGUACUACGCGCCCUUCGUCGACUUCACAAUUCCCGCAAAGUCUGAAAACCAAAACAUGCUGCGCGAAUGCAAGCAAUACAAGUACAAGGGCGACGGCAAGUCUUGCAAGAAGGAGGAUUUCACGAAGGACAUCAUUGCUAAAGAUUGCGACAAGUUCGUAUUCGACAGAGAAGUGACCAUCGUGCAAGAAUACGGAUUGUAUUGUGAAGAGAACGCUUUCUAUCAGACUUUAAUCGGCGAUGCCCAUUUUGCCGGCAUCCUUAUUGGAACGAUCUCCUUCGGUGCUCUAUCCGAUAAGAUUGGCCGUAAAUACCCUUUUAUUACUUCCAUAAUACUGAUGGGUUUGGGGGGCUGCACCCUAGCCACGAUGUCCACGUAUUGGGGCUUUUUCGUGGUAUCUAUAAUUCAUGCCAUCGGCGUUUCCGGAGUCUAUCCCUUGGGUUUCGUACUAGCUGUCGAAAUGGUCGGUCCCAAGAAACGGGAAUUGGCAGGGAUGAUUUUAAAUUUCUUUUGCGCGGGAGGUGGAGCAACCCUCGGAUUGGUCGCAUACUUAACAAGACAUUGGGUCUGGAUUCAAUUGACCAUCGGGUUUCCGUGCAUCUUUUUUGUACUAUAUAUUUGCUGCAUACCUGAAUCUGUUCGUUGGUUGAUCGCCAAGCAAUAUUACAAGAAGGCCAAGGAAAUCAUAUUGAAGAUGGCGGCCGUUAACAAGAUGGAGGUAACGCCGGAGAUUAUGAACGGGCUCAGGGAGACAAAGAGUAACACGGAGGUGCACGUGGACAUUUGGCCGAUGAUGAAGGCCAUGUUAAGACGGAAGACUCUGAUAAUUCGACUGUUCAUCAUCUUCUACCUAUGGUUGGCGAAUGUCUUCAUCUACUAUGGGCUGGCUAUAUUCUCGACAAGUAUCAUCUCCGGCAAGUACAUCAACUUUGCCGUGAGCUUCGUAGUCGAAAUCCCCAGUUACACUCUUGCAUGGUGGAUGUUGAAGAGACUUGGACGUAAGAUCUCGACGAUAUCCACACUCAUCCUCUGCGUCGUCUUCAGCACGGCCACUGUUUUUGUUCCGAAAAAUAUCGAGUGGUUGGUGGCUUGCAUGUUCAUGUUGUCCAAGGUCUUCAUAACUGCUUGUUACGGAAUGCUCUACGUCUACAAUUCGGAGCUCUUUCCCACGUUAGUGAGGGGUGUAACCGUAUCAACGGGAUCGACGAUCGGUCGAAUCGGAGCAAUGCAAGCACCAUUCGUCAUCAUACUGUCUCGUCGAGCUAGUUGGUUGCCGAUGGUCGUCUUCGCGAUAGUGGCCGCAAUCGGCGCCGGUCUAACCUUCUUCUUACCGGAAACACUCAACAAGAAGCUACCAGAAACGAUAGACGAGGCCGUCAACUUGUAGAGUACAGCGAUCAUCGAAAACCCGGAAAAAUAAACAGUUAAUAUUAUUUAUUCAAGGAACCAGAGAAACAAUCAC